This is a messenger RNA of Cucumis melo (muskmelon), 596 nucleotides long. Its product is annotated as 60S ribosomal protein L30. Gene Ontology annotation, cellular component: cytosolic large ribosomal subunit. Gene Ontology annotation, molecular function: RNA binding; structural constituent of ribosome. The transcript is spliced from 5 exons. Lineage: Eukaryota; Viridiplantae; Streptophyta; Magnoliopsida; Cucurbitales; Cucurbitaceae. The coding region runs from base 85 to 420 and encodes 111 amino acids. The record is from RefSeq and is a predicted model, not a curated record.
AACCCUUUUAGUGCUCUAUAUAUAUUUUUCUGAAUUAGGGUUUUUGGCCGUUCAUUUGGCGAGUGCAGCUUCGAGUCUUCAAUCAUGGUGGCCGCUAAGAAGACCAAGAAGACCCAUGAGAGCAUCAACAACAGACUCGCUCUCGUCAUGAAGAGUGGGAAAUACACCUUGGGAUACAAAACCGUCCUCAAAACCUUGAGGAACUCUAAAGGUAAGCUGAUCAUCAUUGCCAACAACUGCCCUCCACUCCGAAAGUCCGAGAUCGAAUACUAUGCAAUGUUGGCCAAGGUUGGAGUUCACCAUUACAAUGGGAGCAAUGUUGACCUUGGAACCGCAUGUGGCAAAUACUACAGAGUAUGCUGCCUCAGCAUUAUCGACCCUGGUGAUUCGGAUAUUAUCAAGAGCAUGCCCGAAAGUUAGAUUCCAACUUCGUUUUAAGAUCAUAGAAUUUUGUUUCAGAGUUUCUUCUUGAUUUUGGGUUCAAUGUAGUGAUGUGUUUUUGCUUGUGAGGCAUGAUAUUAUUGAACAAAUGGUUUCAUUAUAAACCCUUUUUUUAUUGUUCAAGAUCAUCUUAUUCCAAAAAACUUUCGUAUCAA